Acanthocheilonema viteae is the source of this 1002-nucleotide messenger RNA. The record is from the annotation of a GenBank genome assembly. NCBI's taxonomy places the organism in Eukaryota, Metazoa, Nematoda, Chromadorea, Rhabditida, Onchocercidae.
AUGAUUGCAUCACGACAAUUAAUUCGUUUAACUGUGCUCAGAAAAAAUUUCAGUCGAUUGUAUUCAACUAACGUCGUUGCACCUACAUCGAAUAUUACCAAAGAGGCAUUAAAAGAAUUACGAGAAAAGACCGGAUAUAGUUAUUUGAAUUGCCGUAAGGCACUCAAUGAAUUCGGAUCAGAUAAUCUGGAUGAAGCUAUCAAAUGGUUGAAAAAGAAGGCUAUAGAAGAGGGUUGGGAAAAAGCUGCAAAACUUGGUAAUAGACCAACAAGACAGGGUGUUGUAUCAGUGAUGACAAAAGGCAAUAAAGCAGCUGUCGUUGAAUUGAAUUGUGAGACGGAUUUCGUUUCUAGAAGUGAGAAUUUUAAACGAUUGGUUGAAGAUGUGGUUAAAGCGGUUUUGCAUGCUGCUGAUCGAGAUGGAAGGAUUAGUGAUGGCUUUGAGUUAGUGAAUUCAAGUAUUAAUUCUCUCAAAACAUCGGAAAAUGGCAAGCUAGUGAAAGACUUGAUUACGGAAGCAAUCGGUAAACUUGGCGAAAAUAUAACUCUUUCAAGAGCACAACUAAUACUAGCACCAUCUGAUAUUCAACUUUUUGGCUAUGCACAUCCCAAAGAAGGUACUGAAGCGGUGUGUAUGGGAAGAUAUAUAUCGGUUGUUGGUCUGAAGAGGUUGAACAAAACUAAUUUUCCAACAGAAAAACUGGGACAACAGUUGUGUCAACAUAUUGUGGGAAUGAGGGCUUUAACACUGGGCACACCGUUGCUUGAAAAGGAAACAGCGUCUGUAAGUAAAGAGGUCCCACAGGAAGACGAAAGCAAUGCCUUUUACGAUGGAGAGGUCACGCAUAUUGAUGAAAAUGAAACUCAGCUAUUAAGACAGGCAUUUAUGUUGAAUCCUUCGCAGACAGUUCAUGAGUAUGUUGCUGGACAUGGAGCCAGUAUCGUUGAUUUUUAUCGCAUUGAGCUGAGUAAAGAUGUGAACGAAAAGUCUCUCCAGAGCUAA